GUACAAAAGUAUCGCGGAUGGAUGAGAAAGGGGCAGGAACUAGACACAGGUAACGUCGAGGCGAGCAGGAUGACGAAAAUAUAUCGAUGAAAAACUUCAAAACAGUGCCGAAAAGGUUUCCCACAUUCCUCAGUCACAAGUCUGCAGACUGCUUGGCAACAUUUGGUUUGCAAUAAACUAGAAAUACUCCGACAAUUGUGACUACAGCUUGCAACACAUAUCAACUGUUUAGAAAUCUGAAUAAGCAAAAUGAGUGAGAAGCAGCCUGCCAAUGGAGAGGAGCAGCCUGGCAGUGGAGAGAAGCAGCCUGCCAAUGGAGAGAAGUCCAAAAAAACCUCGGGAAAGAAGCGGCCCAGGGAGAAAGUCAAGUGUGCCUUGUGUGACUUCACCUCCUUCCCGGGUUAUGCGAUGAAGCGCCACAUGCGCAUCCACACUGGGGAGAAGCCGUUCAUGUGUGCCAUGUGUGACCAGAGCUUCACCCAGAAGAGCAGCCUGAAGGAGCAUCUGUGGAAGCACUCGGUCCUGCACUCGAGACACAAAUGUCCCCACUGCGAUGCCCUCUUCAACCUGCUGGCAGACGUCCAGAGCCACACCAUCUACAUGCACAGCAAGGUCAUUGAGAAUCUGGCCUGCUCCUUCUGCGAGGCUGUCUUCGAUGACCGCUACAGCCUGCUGCAGCAUGAGAAGACCCACGAUGACAUGUACCGCUACCAGUGCCUGGAGUGCGCCUUCUCGUCUAAGUUCAAGGACAAGCUUAUCAUCCACAUGAGUGUGCACAACAAGCACACUCCACUCAGAUGCAACGCCUGCAAGAACACCUACAAAGGCAAGGCCGGCCUCCUCAGUCACCUCUUCCAGAUGCAUGGCAUCAAUAUGUUCGGAGACUUAUCGGACGAACGUGCGGCAGCAGCAGCUAAUGCCGCCCCGAAGAAGCUGACCAAUCAACAAGAGCUUGAAGAGCAGUACCAAAUUGUGGACGAGCAUGGCAACACCUUGGAGCUGACAGAAGCUGAUGCAGAGGCCAUCCGCAAUGCCAUGCAACGCAGCUCGGGAGAUGAGACACUGCAGAUUAUCCAGAAUGAGGAAGGUACCAUGACCGUCACCGUUGUCACAGUUGCACCCAAUAUGGAUGAAACCUUACAAGACAUCUCACAGAAUAUUGAGCUUAGCGUGUCUGGAGAAGGCAUGGAUGAGGGCACAGUAUCACAGGAGGCAGAUAUGGAGGUUGAAACGUCAACAAAUCAGGCGUAGGAAAACAUAAGGCCAAGCCAAAAAAACACCAGUUGAUCGUCCCUGCCCACAUUGUUCUUUGAAGCCACAUCCUCUCUAUUUUACCCUAAAUAUACCCUAUAUUUUAUCCUAAUAUUUUACCCAUUGUGUGUUAAAAAGGUGAUUGAGCUUUUCGAUCCACCAAACACGAAAACAAAAUUGUUUACAUGUAUUCGAUAUUACAUGUAUCAACCACUGAGACAAUAAUUACCUGAGUGGUGAUCAUUGUUAGUUUUGUUUCAGUACAAUAGAACAUGUGUGGCUUAUUGGUAGAAUACAUGAUAAAAAGCUGGCAGUCAUUUUGAACUGAAAAGUUGUCGGCCAUUUUUAAUAUCAAAUCUACCGGCAGUCCUCUUGUGGGAAAAAAAGGGAAGAUACGAAGGCCCCCUUAUUUAUCCUCUGUUUUUGAAAACCCAGACCAGACGAUCAACUGGUAUUUUUUUGUGUUACUCGCCCUUAUUAUAAUGUGGUUUGAGGGUGGCUAGAAAGCUCUCCUUUGAAGUAUCGAAGUUCUCCUAGGUAUUGAAGUUAACGAACUAGUUCUUGAGGCAAAACUAGCCCAUGAUGGAAACUGCUUUACUCAAGCAGGGACCAUUUUGCUCAGCCAAAGAAACUAUUUUUAAACAAGAGAGAAACUAGAAAGACUUGCAAGGUGUUUAGGCGCAAAUGUUGUCAUCUGUACAAGCUACAUGUACAAGAUUUGAAUU
Messenger RNA from Patiria miniata (bat star), 1976 nucleotides. Its product is annotated as oocyte zinc finger protein XlCOF28-like. The record is from RefSeq and is a predicted model, not a curated record. Bases 250 to 1251 code for a protein of 333 amino acids. Gene Ontology annotation, biological process: regulation of transcription by RNA polymerase II. Gene Ontology annotation, molecular function: RNA polymerase II transcription regulatory region sequence-specific DNA binding; DNA-binding transcription factor activity, RNA polymerase II-specific. The transcript is spliced from 2 exons. Lineage: Eukaryota; Metazoa; Echinodermata; Asteroidea; Valvatida; Asterinidae. Gene Ontology annotation, cellular component: nucleus.